CCAAUAUCCACAACACUUUCUUAUUUCCAACGGAGUUCCUUUUUGGGGAUGCCACGUUGGUACCUGGGUGUCGUAGGUCAACUGGGUGUGAGUUCAGCUGCUCUUUUUGUGUGUGUCAAGUUUCGACCAAUGUAGUUUUAGUGCCUCCACCUAUCAAAGAGAGCUUACAAAAGGAUUGGUGUUCAGCGCACAGUCAGAUGUUGAGCGGAUUAAGAGGAUUUCAAGACCUUGUGUCUUAAUAAUAAAAAGCGAUACAGGAUGUCAAGGCCAGAGGAGCAAUUUACGUCUCACAAGAAGCUUCAGGGAUCUAAAUUUAUUGCCACCGUCUAGCCGUUUCAUAAAUUGAGUCUUUGAAUAAUUUGCCUUGGAAACCUGGUGUGGAAAAAAAUAGACAGAAAAUUAAGUUGGAACUACACUUGAAAUAAGACAAUAGAAGCCUUUAGAAGAAAAUCGAUCAAAACUGACAACUUUGAGACUUGGAGACAACAAGGGAUGUAGCCUCCAGGAAUGAGGAUCUUUCAAAUACAGUCGAAACAAUGCUAUUGUCGGAGAGGAAUAUAGGCCUUUUAUCAAGGGGGUGUUCAUAAAGCACUACUAUAAUCUGUCAGUGACACAGGACAAGUGACUAUGUUUAGGGUGUGAACAGACACCCCAAGUCAGAGAAGCGGGACGGUGCGAGAGGCUGUGAAGUGCACAGCCGUGUGCGCCACCUUGUCCUCCAUCUGAGAGGAGGGUUUAGGGUGAAGGGAAGGUCAAGCAACCACUUCUUCAUGCUGUCUGCAACUUAGACACAUGCCAAAAUAACUUCAAAGACGGAUGCCCGGCAUACACAAAAUGAGAAGAGGGGGACCCGGCUCGCAGGCAGAAAACAACACCACGGUUGACAGUUGCGACCAACAUCAAGAGUCCAGAAGAUCCUGACUAACAGGAUCCUGAUUCUAACACAGAAGACAGCAGCAGACUGUAUGAGGAUUGCCCUGCAACAUGAAACUCAGUGUAGUUCUGCUGCUGUGUAGCUGCUGUGCGCUCUUUAAACAGAACUGUGAAGCUCAAGCUACAUUACCCUAUGUAGAAACAUCUCUAGCACCUUCAGUCAGUAACUGCACGUGUGAAGUUGGCCACGGAAAAUGUGCUGAAAACAGCGGAUGCAGGUGUGACCCGGGUUGGGGUGGACCGCGUUGUGAUGACUGUGUGCAAAUGCCCGGAUGUGUCCACGGCACCUGUCAUCAGCCCUGGCAGUGCACCUGCAUCGAUGGGUGGACGGGGCGAUUCUGUGACAAAGAUAUAUAUGUGUGUUCCAGAGAGGAGCCCUGUAAGAACGGAGCCACCUGUGUUAUGAAUGACUCGGGGGAAUAUCAGUGCUUCUGUCCUGAAGGUUUUCAUGGACGGGACUGUGAAUUGAGAACGGGACCUUGCCAAAAGACAAAGUCCCCCUGUAAGAAUGGUGGUCUGUGUGAAGAUCUGGGAGGUUACGCUCCAGAAUUGUCUUGUCGAUGCCUGGUUGGCUUCACGGGGCCCCGCUGUGAGACCAACAUGGAUGACUGCCUAAUGCGCCCCUGUGCCAACGGCGCCACCUGUUUGGAUGGCGUGAACCGCUUUUCCUGCCAGUGCCCUGCGGGUUUCACCGGCCGUUUCUGCACCAUCAACCUGGAUGACUGCGCCAGCCAGCCCUGCCACAACGGAGGACGGUGCAUAGAUCGAGUCUCGGCCUACCAGUGUGUCUGCCCUCCAGGUUACACCGGAAGGACUUGUGAGGUUCCCCUCUGGGAAACAAAAGAGCUCCCUUCAUUUAGAGGUGCCCAAAGCUGGGGUGGAGCCAGUAGCGUAACGCAGAGCAAAUCCGCUCCCAGAAAUCACUCCCAUGUGACCACCGCCAGCGGAGAUGUGAGACGCUUGUUUAAAAUUUCAGUGAAGGAGGUGGUGACUCAACACGGGCCUGCUGGGCUUUCAGAGUUGCAGCUCAUCGUUCUGCUGGUGUUGGGCGGCAUGACUUUGGCCGUGGUGGCUCUAACAGCUGGUCUGGUGCUACGAGGACAUUGCCAGGACCGAUCCGCUCACUGCCAGUGCAGACCACCCCCCGCCCACAAUUUCCCAUUCCAUCGGUGUCGGACGCAGAGGCCGCGGCUGGUGCCGAUACUGGUGCAGCAGGAAUGCAAAAUAAGUUUCCUUCAGUCUCAGACACCACCUGACCUUCAGAAGAAAAGGCUGAACACGAACAUCAUUUAGAGGGGUAGGAUAUGAACCGAUGAUUGGCAAGAAAAAGAAAUCGGUCUUGUUGAAGUAAGAAAGACACUUUUGACAUUAAUGUCCAUUAGUGGCCACUCAACAUACAGUACAAGUAAGUAUGAGUUGCUUGCUGGUGAAAGGACACCAUGGAGUGGUCAUUACCAGUGAUUACAUUAGAAAAAAACUUUUUUUAAACAGAGAUGCCACAAAUGAGGCAUGCACUGCUGAGGGAACACUAGACAAGUCAAAAUUAUAUCAAAACUAAACCUGUGUUUACUAUUCUUAAAAUCACCCAACAUGCCCUUUGUGACUGAUGUCACUGUCCUCAUAUUUUAAAGUCCCUCCAACCAUUUGAUAAAUCAAAUCAAUCACUGAGGGAUUAAAAGUAAACCAUGUCCAACGUUACUUCCUGUAAAGGUCCUAUUUUCAAAAUGAUAUGGGUUGAUGCUUCAUGUUGACUUUGAGGUAACAUGUAGCAUAUGAACUAUUGAUGUGGUCUGUACUCAAAGAGCACUGAACAACUCAAACAUAAACAUAAAUCUUCCAUUGGUUCGAUCAGGACUUUAUGUACUGUAUGUAAAUAGUUUAGGCCACAUGAUUAGAGACACUUUUAGAAUAGAGAGAAUUUUAGAUUUUUCAAUCUCAAAACGCAUUUAUCACAUUGUUUAAAUUGUAAAAUACUGCAACGUGUGUGUAUAUGCCAAGUUUUAUUUUUUGAGAACUGAGUAACGUAUAUGUUUUAUGAAAGGGUAAUUUGUUCCUAUUUACAUAUUGUGAUUCUUCUUUAAGUAGAUAAGAUAGGAAUAUCAAUCAUUUCAAGGGGAUGAUAAUCAACUGUAUUUUCAAGUGUAAAUAUAAUUUAUUUCUGUAUUUAUUGGUGAAAUGUAUAUUUGUUUGUUUUUUUAAAGUGCAUUUUUUAUACAAAACUGUGUUUUUGAAUUGUAAACUGUGGAAACUUGUAUCUUCAUGUCUAAUGCAAAAGCUACAUAAGAGAGACUGGCCAAUGUCCCGGCAUGACUCACCUUGAUAUUAAGCUCAUAAAUGGGUUAAAAUAGCAACAAACAUAAAAGCUGCUAAACAAUCCAGAUUUUUAAAUAAAAUAUUUUCAAAUUGGAA
Messenger RNA from Triplophysa dalaica, 3342 nucleotides. RefSeq names its product delta-like 2 homolog (Drosophila) (gene dlk2). NCBI's taxonomy places the organism in Eukaryota, Metazoa, Chordata, Actinopteri, Cypriniformes, Nemacheilidae. Gene Ontology annotation, cellular component: plasma membrane; protein-containing complex. The record is from RefSeq and is a predicted model, not a curated record. The coding region runs from base 985 to 2226 and encodes 413 amino acids. Gene Ontology annotation, biological process: establishment or maintenance of epithelial cell apical/basal polarity; heterophilic cell-cell adhesion. Gene Ontology annotation, molecular function: calcium ion binding. The transcript is spliced from 6 exons.